AUGCAGUCCCCUUCCCCCCAUCCCUCCUCUCUCCCUCUACACCCGGGUGCCAUGGCCGAUAGCUCGAGCACCGAGAAGCCUCAGGUCUACACCAAUGAGAAGGGCAAGAAUGGCUCUGAUUAUGAGGUCAACCAUGCAGUCGACCCAGUCGGCGAGGACUAUGUUGUAGAACGCAAGCUACAACGGCAGUUGAAGAACAGGCACAUCGCUAUGAUCAGUAUCGGCGGUGUUAUCGGUACUGGUCUGUUCCUUGGUACCGCGGGCUCUUUGAGUAGCGGAGGUCCAAUCGGUCUGUUGCUCGGUUACAUGGUCGUCGGCAGCAUUUGUUAUUCAGUCAUGAUUUCGCUUGGUGAAAUGAUCGCGUACCUACCAAUUCCUGGUGGCCAUAUCAAAUUGGCAGAGCGGUUCGUAGACCCUGCGUUUUCAUUUACGAUGGGCUGGAAUUACUGGUACAACUGGACGAUUAUCUUGCCGGCCGAGUUGGCGGCUGCUGCGGUAUUGAUCAACUACUGGAUGAAGGAACGCAUCAAUGACGCAUUGUGGAUAUCGAUUUGUCUGAUCGUGGUUGUCGUUAUCAACAUGCUUGGCGCCGGCGUUUACGGCGAGUGUGAAUUCAUAUUUGCCAGCAUCAAAGUCAUCACCAUUACGGGUUUGAUCAUCUUGGGUAUUGUCCUCGACUUGGGUGGAGGCCCCAACCAUGACCGCAUUGGUUUCCGGUACUGGAAGAAUCCGGGUCCGUUUGUGCAGUUUGCCGGCAUCGCUGGAUCCAAAGGUCAAUUCCUCGGAUGGUGGUCGGUUAUGACCCAAGCCGCUUUCUCCUUCAUUGGAACCGAAAUCGUGGCCAUCGCUGCCGGCGAAGCCAAGAACCCACGUCGCAACCUGCCCAAGGCCAUUCGUCGGGUCUACAUCCGUAUUCUCUUGUUCUAUAUUGGAGGCACCUUGAUCAUUGGUUUGCUCGUCCCAUCUAACCACCCUAACCUCAAUUUGAACACCGGUGAUGCCGCCGCGUCACCGUUCGUUAUUGCUAUCCAAACUGCCGGUAUCAAGGGAUUGCCGUCCGUGAUCAAUGCUGCUCUCCUCACUUCCGCAUGGUCCGCUGCAAGCUCUGACUUGUACACUUCUUCUCGAGCGCUUUACGGCCUUUCUCUCGCUGGAAAUGCGCCCAAGGUCUUUUCCAAGGUUUCGAAGUCUGGCUUACCAUACGUUUCCGUCAUCUUCUGUGCCUUGUUCUCUUCCCUGGCAUACAUGAGCGUGAGCAGUGGUGCGGGCAAAGUGUUCAACUGGUUCGCGAACAUGACUGCUGUCGCUGGACUGAUGACUUGGUUCGGUAUUACCGUCACCUAUAUCCGUUUCUACGCCGGGAUGAAGGCACAGGGAAUUGACCGCUCCACACUUCCUUUCUCGUCUAACCUUCAACCCUUUGCUGCAUGGUAUGCUAUGAUUUUCUGUCUCUUGAUCUGCUUCUUCUCCGGCUGGAAGGUGUUCCUCAAGGGCAACUGGGCUGUCGAUACUUUCGUGACUAACUACAUCCCCUUGGUUUUGUUCCCGAUCCUAUACAUUGGUGCCAAGUUUGUUCGCCGCCAACCCAUGCCCAAACCCCACGAGAUGGACUUCUACAGCGGAAUUGCGGAAAUUGAGGCCGACACUUACGAUGAACCACCACCAAAGAACGUUUGGGAGAAGUUCUGGGCUUGGUUAAUGUAA
This is a messenger RNA of Rhizoctonia solani, 1704 nucleotides long. Its product is annotated as amino acid permease. Bases 1 to 1704 code for a protein of 567 amino acids. Gene Ontology annotation, biological process: amino acid transmembrane transport. The record is from RefSeq and is a predicted model, not a curated record. Gene Ontology annotation, molecular function: amino acid transmembrane transporter activity. The transcript has 11 exons. Gene Ontology annotation, cellular component: membrane. Lineage: Eukaryota; Fungi; Basidiomycota; Agaricomycetes; Cantharellales; Ceratobasidiaceae.